Symbiodinium sp. CCMP2592 is the source of this 549-nucleotide messenger RNA. NCBI's taxonomy places the organism in Eukaryota, Dinophyceae, Suessiales, Symbiodiniaceae. The record is from the annotation of a GenBank genome assembly.
AUGUAUCUUUGUACCAAGUGGUCUUGGUUUCGCAGGUCGAAGUACUGCAUCAAGUUCUAUGAGAAAGCUGAUGCCAAUGCCGGCGGUUUGGAUGAGCUCAUGGACGAGUACGUUCUCAUGGCUUCGCUGGACAAUCCGCACAUCGCCAAGACCUACGAGGUGUUUCAAGACAAGUCCUUCUACUACCUCGUGAACGAGCCCUAUUUCGGCGGAGAUCUCACGAAGCUCGGGAAGAAUGCCUCGCAGCAGGGCGUGAGGAUGGGUGAGAACUGGUGGCGCCAAAUAUUCCGACAGUGCAUGGAUGGGCUGUGUUAUCUCCACGGAAACGGCGUCAUGCACUGUGACAUCAAGGAGCCCAACAUCAUGAUUUCGAAGAGCGAGUCCUACGAGGCGCCCCAGGUGGUUCUCAUCGACUUUGGGCUCGCUUCGGUUCACGAGCAAUCGCCAGGGCGUUUGCGGCACACCCGGGUACAUCCCCCCAGAGACCUGGAGGCCCGUGAACGGAUUGUGAAUCUUUGUGAUGUUUGGCCACUGAUGCCGUCCCUGUAG